AUGAAUGCCCUCGAUGGCAUCCCCUUCAAGGUGCCCAAUGGCUUUGUGAUAGGCACAGAGCCCCUUCCUGGGCCAGAGCUCAGUGUCCCAGCCUGCAGGGAGCUUCUGCUGGGUUCUAUGCACGACUUCAGCUUGGAGAGGAGAGCGCUCUUCUGGGCGGAGGCCGUGGUCCGGGGACCCUGCCCGUUCCAGUGCGACGCCGCGGGAAUGGCAUCAGCCCCUCCCGCCUGGCUCUUGCUGAUCGGCCCUGACCACGAGCUAGUGCCUGCACCUGCUGCAGACAUGGGCCCUGAGGCCGGACCCCAGCAGCGGCUUAACCAGGAGGAGGAGGAAGAGAACCAGGGCGAGGACCACGACGACGAAGAAGCCGCCUCUGCCAACGAGGAAGAGCCAGGUCACUGCAGCCCCCCGUCCAGCUCCCCUGCGAGCCCCGGCCCCGGCCAUCCCCGCUGCUCGCUGGACUUGCUGCGCGGCGUGAGGUCGGAGCUGGCCGGGGCACGGCGGCGGCUCUCCGAGGGCCCGCUGGCCGCCGGCCCCCGCGCCCUCCUGCACCGCAUCCGCAGCCGGGCGCUGAGCCUCUGCUCCGGCCCCGUGCCGCCCGCGGGCCCCGCGCCCCCGCUCCCCAGCGCCCCCGCGUCGCCCCCGCGGCCCUGCACGGCCGGCGCCAUGCCCGCGCUGCGGAGCCACAAGCCCACGGUCUCGUCCCUCAGCCCGUACACCUGCCUGCCACCUCCUGGGGGGAUGCCCCAGCAUCUCAGCGCCUGCGGAUCAUACCCUGCUUCUGCUGACCUGCUGUCUGCCCUGAGCCAGGAGGAGCAAGACCUCAUCGGGCCAGUGGUUGCCCUGGGAUAUCCCCUGUAUAGGGCUAUCGGGGCUCUGCAGAAGACGGGGCGGCAGAGCCUGAGCCAGUUUCUCGGCUACCUUAGUGCCUGUGACCGGCUGCUGCGGCAAGGCUACGAGGAGGGGCUGGUGGAGGAGGCCAUGGAGAUGUUCCAGUUCUCCGAGAGCCAGGCAGGUGAGUUCCUGCGCCUCUGGGCACAGUUCAGCGACAUGGGCUUCGAGCAGGACCGGAUCAAGGAAGUGCUGCUGGUCCACGGCAACCACAGUGAGCAAGCGCUGGAGGAGCUGGUAGCCUGUGCCCAGUGAGCACUGGUGCAUUCCACAAUGCCUGUGCAUCCCAGUCCUGUGCCAGACCUGGCAAGCCACUGUAACUGGAUUAUUAAGACUACGUAAGAGGGCCACCCUGCUGGCUCAAUCGGAGGAGCAUGUGGCUCUUGAUCUCAGCGUUGUGAAUUUGAAUUCCACGUUGGGUGUUGAGAUUACUUAAAAAUAAAUAAAUAAACUUAAAAAAAAAUUUACACAAGAGUGACGCACGCUCAUUGUAAAAAUGCAAACAGUGCCAAAGGUGGAGGUAAAUACUGUAGGGGAGGCCAAACUUUACCCAUUUUAGGUUUUCAGCUGGGGCUCUUCAUGGAAAAGACCAAUUAAGAAGAGAAAAACAGGGGUGCCUGGGUGGCUCAGUUGUUAAGCGUCUGCCUUCGGCUCAGGUCAUGAUCUCGGGGCCCUGGGAUUGAGCCCCAUGUCGGGCUCCUGCUCCGCGGGAAGCCUGCUUCUCCCUCUCCCAAUCCCCCUGCUUGUGUUCCCUCUCUCUCUGUGUCUCUCUGGCAAAUAAAUAAAAAUCUUAAAAAAAAAAAAAAAA
This is a messenger RNA of Mirounga angustirostris (Northern elephant seal), 1699 nucleotides long. RefSeq names its product ubiquitin associated protein 1 like (gene UBAP1L). The coding region runs from base 1 to 1146 and encodes 381 amino acids. Gene Ontology annotation, cellular component: ESCRT I complex. Gene Ontology annotation, molecular function: ubiquitin binding. The record is from RefSeq and is a predicted model, not a curated record. NCBI's taxonomy places the organism in Eukaryota, Metazoa, Chordata, Mammalia, Carnivora, Phocidae. Gene Ontology annotation, biological process: ubiquitin-dependent protein catabolic process via the multivesicular body sorting pathway. The transcript has 5 exons.